AUGCAUGAAAAAUUUCAUGGUGAUCGCCCAGUGAAUCCGCUUAGUGAGCCUUGUGCUGUUUGUGGUGAUAAAUCAACUGGUACACAUUAUGGAGUCCUUUCGUGUAAUGGAUGUAAAGGGUUUUUCCGGCGAACAAUAUUAAAAAAUCAAAAAUUUGCAUGUCGUUUUAAUAAAAAAUGCAGAAUUGAUAAAAAUUUUCGAUGUGCGUGCCGAUAUUGUCGCUUUCAAAAAUGUUUGCAAGUUGGAAUGAAGAAGGAAGCUAUUAAUUUUGAACGUGAGUCGUUUGGUACAACGAAACGUCGUAACCAAGCACCGUCAUCAGGAGUUGAGGAAGAUAAUGAUGUAGGAACUGUGGGUCCGGAAACAUCACUCUGUGAUAGUCAGUUUAUAAAUACUACUGUCAGUUCAAGUGUCAUCGAAACUUUAAUGCAUAUGGAGGCACGGAUUAAUCAAGAAAUGGCAGCACAUUAUCGAAAUUCCGUAAUUACUUCGUCUUCUACAGUUAUCAGCAAUCUUCGUACUAAUAAAAUGGGAAAUGUAUCGUCAGCUUUUUCACAAUUGCAGAAACCUUGUAGGAUCGAUGAUUCGAACGAAUUGUCGAGAACAGAACUUGUCUUGAUGGUCGAUUGGGCCAAAGGUCUUGAACCAUUUCCCGAUUUAGUAGUGGAUGAUAAAGUGAUAUUACUGAAGAAUUAUGCACCUCAGCACUUAAUUUUAGUUCCAGCAUUCCGUUCUCAGAACACAACUCAUGUUUGUAUCUUCACUAACACUCACUUAACCCGUGCUGGAAACAUUGAAUUUAAUGGUUUGUCAGCCUUCAAAACAAGCAGCAUAAUGCCUCGUGUAAUGGACGAAAUAGUAUGGCCAAUAAAACAGCUGCAAUUAAGAGAAGAGGAAUUUGUUUGCUUGAAAGCUUUAGCUUUCUUACAUCCUGAAGCAAAAGGACUUUCUUUGUCAGCACAAACGGCUUUGCGUGAGGCGCGGAACCGAAUACUGAAAGCUUUAUAUUGCUACGUCUUGGCGGAGGUGCCUGAGGAAGCGCCAACUCGUUAUGGCAAUAUUUUGUUGCUUGCACCAGCACUUAAAGCGUUGGCACAAGUGCUGAUCGAAAAUAUGACGUUAACAAAAUUUUUUGGCUUUGCUGAAGCUGACUCAUUACUCUCAGAGUUUAUUCUCGACAGUCCGAGCGAUGAGUCCACAGCUCGGCCAUUAUUGCGUCAACGUCUUACUUCUACUUAUUCAUCCUCAUCAACCACUACAUGCUCUGAUAUUGACACUCAGCAGUGUGUGAUGACUAUUUUGUGA
Messenger RNA from Thelazia callipaeda (thelaziosis nematode), 1305 nucleotides. Lineage: Eukaryota; Metazoa; Nematoda; Chromadorea; Rhabditida; Thelaziidae. The record is from the annotation of a GenBank genome assembly.